AUUUCUACCCCCACCGAGGUGCCCCCAAAACCUACAUGAUUAUAAAUAAACCACGUGAUCUUGCCAGGUUACUAGACCAGGAAGAAAACAUAUAGGAGCUACCAUGUUGAUUCGCGAAGAAUUCUCCUAAAAUACUUCAAGACUUCCGACCAUGUUGCCCCGCAGUUGGGCCCAAGAUGUGUUACGGUGUCAUCUCUGUGAGACCCCGGGCCCCCCUAUGUACUGUGACAUUUGUCACAUACAUCUAUGUACAGCCUGUGUGGGGGAACACCUCUGUGAUGAAUCCAAAGAUCACAAAGUUGUGCCAUUUAAAAAGCGAGGACUUAAUCCGAAAUGUUCAAAACAUUCAACACAAUUAUGUGAACUUUAUUGUGAACACUGUGACAUUCCUAUUUGUUUGGAGUGCGUCUCCUCUCGUGAACAUCUAGGACAUGAACAAAUGAACAUUCGGAAAUUACUUGAUGCAAAGAAAGAAGCUUUACAUAGAGAUUUACACGAAUUAGAAAAUUCAAUUUAUCCGAAAUGCCAAAAGAUUGCAUCCAUCAUACCGGUUCAGAAAGCUGAUCUCAGUCAAAAUUCCAAGAAAUUAACAGUAGAUAUUAAUAAUCAUGGAGAAGAAUUACUCAGAGAAAUAGACAGUGCUAUCAAGAAAAUGAAAUCUGAUAUAGAAAAAAUGGAAUCCAAAAACUUCAUUGUCCUUGAUAAGCAGGAAAAUGAGGUCAAACGCAUUAUUUCUGAAAUCGAACAGAGUAUUGCUGAUCUGAACAAGUUACUGAACUCCAAUGAUGUCAGCCUUCUUUCUGCCUACAAAUCAAGGAAUGCUGAAUUCAGACGAUUGCCUCCUAAACUCUCAAUUUCCUUACCAAGAUUCACCCCUCAGAAGAUUAACAAAGAGCAAAUUUAUCAGCAGAUUGGUUCUCUGUCAGCGUUAUCCAUCAUAACAGAAGAACAUGGCUACACAAUAGAUUCUCCCGGUGCUGAGUCCUCUCCUCCGGACAAACCAUUCAUUGAUGUACCACGGAUAAUCAUGGAUUUCAACACCGAGUAUAAAGGAUGUGAGGAUGAAUUACGCUGUGUUUCCUGUCUGGGUGAUAAUGAAGUGUGGACGAGUGGUGAGGACGACAUGAUGAGACUCUACAACCUCCACGGUAAACUAGUGAAGUCAAUCCAAACCAAGUCUUUGAACAUGCCAGGUGACAUAACAGUGACACAGAGUGGUCAACUAGUUUAUACUGAUCCCAAUGAUAGAACUGUGAACAUAGUAAAGAAUACACAGAUACAGACAGUGAUCAGAUUACAAGAGUGGAGAUCUUUGAAUGUUUGUAGUACCUCCUCUGGUGACCUCCUGGUUGUCAUGGACAAUGUUGUUGAAAAAAAAGCAAAAGUUGUGCGUUACUCUGAUUACAAAGAGAAACAAAUAAUUCAGUACAAUAACAAAAUGCAACCUCUUUAUUCAUUUGAUAGAACAAUUUUUGAUAAAUGCAUCAGUGAGAACAAGAACCUAGAUAUAUGGGUAUCUGACUGCAAUGCCAAGGCAGCAGUGGUGGUCAAUCAGGCCGGCAAACUCCGGUUUACCUACACCGGUAAUCCAUCUACUACCAAGAAACCAUUUCAUCCAACCAGCAUCACUACAGACAGCCAGAAUCGAAUCUUGAUAGCUGACAUUAGCAACGACUGUAUCCACAUUCUGGAUCAGGACGGACAGUUCCUUCGCUACAUUGACAACUGCCAUUUACAGUAUCCAUCGAGUUUAUGUGUGGACUCCAGAGACAACCUCUUUGUGGCUGAGAGGGGCACUGGCAAAGUGAAGAAAAUCCAAUAUUACAUUUAAACAAACUGUGGACACUGAACCCUAUCUUUCUAGAUCCGCGAUCGAUAUUAUACCAGUUAGAAAUUAUAUUGAAUGGUCCAGUUUAUAAAUAUCGUCAUGUUAUUCUUGCAUAUGAUUCACAUCUUUAAGAUGCUUUAUGUAUUGCCAUACUGCAUAUUCUUAGUCAUGUAUAUAUAUUUUUUAAUUUGUUUUUCAUCUGAACAUACCGUUUAUGUAUAAUAAUAAAUGUAUAA
Molecule: messenger RNA, 2064 nt
Organism: Magallana angulata
Lineage: Eukaryota; Metazoa; Mollusca; Bivalvia; Ostreida; Ostreidae
Exons: 3
Coding region: 152-1831 (559 amino acids)
Biological process (GO): protein polyubiquitination; proteasome-mediated ubiquitin-dependent protein catabolic process
Molecular function (GO): protein binding; zinc ion binding; ubiquitin protein ligase activity
Source: RefSeq, a predicted model, not a curated record